Messenger RNA from Oldenlandia corymbosa var. corymbosa, 3392 nucleotides. The record is from the annotation of a GenBank genome assembly. Lineage: Eukaryota; Viridiplantae; Streptophyta; Magnoliopsida; Gentianales; Rubiaceae.
AUGCCGCAUCGAACCACUUACUUCUUUCCUCGGCAAUUUCCGGAUACCCGUGAAUUCGAUUCGGGUUCCUCAAAGUUUUUCGUGGAUCACGAGAAGAGAUUGGCGUCUACAACAACAACUGUCAGGGAUCAUCAAGAUUGUUGUUGUGGCGGCAGCAAGUCAGACGGCCGUGAAAAUGCGACUGUCUCUUCCAAGGUUACAACUACGGCGUGUACAGUUGGCGGCGGCGGCGGUGAUGAAAUCCAAGGAGGGUUGACGGGGGACAAGAUUCAUGGGAAACAGCUGGCUGCUUUCGUGAGCUGGCUGGCGGAUAAGAAGAAGAAAGAAAUCAGUAUUGCCACUCCAAAGUAUGGUGACGUGAGGUGCAAAGUGGUUUCGGAUUUGAACGAUGAAGAUGAUGAACGUCAACUCUUGCUUCCGCCCCGCCCACCUGCGCCGCUGCCACCAGCGGAGGAGGCAGCAUCAUCCCCUGAGAUUAUCGAGGUUGAACAACAGCAACCUGAUUUUGACCGGCUGGUGCCGCCGUUUGUUGGUUUAGGCAGUUACGAGGAAUACAGUGGCGGGAAGGAGAGUGCUGUUAAUAGGGGUUUAGGGAGGCCCUCGUCAUUGGCCAGGUUGUCCAGUGUGGGGAGUACGAGCUAUGCUGGGAGCUUGUUUUCAGGCGGGACCACAAUUUAUGAUGGAAACUGGACCAGUAGCAGCGCCGGCGGGGUCAAGGAUUCGACCAAGACUAUGAGAACAGAAGAGGUUGAGGCCGAAGAGGCAAGGUGUGGUGGUGUUAAAGAUAGUGAGUUGCAGAAAUCCAAGGAGAGCUAUUGCUUGCAGCUGACGCUUGCGCAACGGAUCACCCAACAAGCCAUGCUUGCCUCCAGGAAUGAGUGCAGAGGUGCUGUUUCUUCUGAUGCGCUUACUGUCUCCUAUAGUCUCUGGGUCAAUGGUUCCUUGUCAUACAUGGAUAAGAUUUCAGAUGGCUUCUACAACAUUUUGGGAAUGAACCCAUAUCUUUGGGUUAUGUGCAAUGAGAUGGAGGAAGGUGCAAAGUUGCCGUCUCUAACUGCACUCAAGGCCAUUGAUCCCAUUGAUUCGUCUAUGGAGGUAGUUCUUGUCGACAGGCGUGGCGAUUCCCGGCUAAGAGAGUUGGAAGAUAAGGCUCAGGAGCUAUUUUUUGCUGCAGAAAAUGAUUUCAUGUUAGCAGAGGGACUUGGCAAACUUGUUGCCCUUCACAUGGGGGGCUCUUUUCCCACGGAGCAAGGUGAUCUCCACAUGCGAUGGACGUUUCUCAGCAAACAAUUAAAGGAUUUUCAAAGGUGCAUUGUUAUACCCAUUGGUAACUUGUCCAUGGGGCUUUGCAGACAUCGAGCUAUUCUAUUCAAGAAAUUGGCCGAUUAUGUAGGUUUGCCGUGCAGGAUAGCUCGAAGCUGCCGGUAUUGUGUUGCAGAUCAUCGAUCUUCCUGUGUCAUAAAAAUUUUGGAUGAUAGGAAGCUCUCAAGGGAAUUUGUAGUUGAUUUAGUUGGGGAACCAGGAAAUGUGCAAAGUGCAGAUUCGUCACUGAAUGGUGUGCUUUCAUCUGUGCCAUCGCCAUUUCAGAUCUCCCAUCUGAAAGAGUAUAAACAUCCUUGCUUUGAUGGCCAAAUACAAAGUUUGAAAACCAUAUCUGCUCCUCCUAGAACUUUCGGUGAGUCAGGCAGCGCGGGAGAAAUUAAUGGAGCAGAGGAUGCAAGCAUGCCUAAAAUGGUGAGGCAUGGAAUGUAUUCCAGAGCUGACCAAACAUCUGGGAGUGCAGUAGUUGCUGUUAAAGAUGCUGCUUCAGGGAUGAAGAUGGAUGAAUGCUCUAUAUCUGGUGGAGAAGAUGUUACUGCUAGUGAAAGAUACAAAGACCAGAUCACUGUUUCAGAUAAUUCAGUUACUUCUGCUCCCGGCAUGCCAGUGGCUAAGUUGAUUUUUCCUGCUAAACCAAGUUCGAUGGAGGUUGAGAACAGACUUGAAAGUCGCAGGAAGCCUGUUGCUGAAGGACAUUCAAGAUACUUGAAUAUUGAACCGUUACUUGCAAUGGAUUGGCUCGAGAUAUCUUGGGAUGAAUUGCAUAUUAAAGAACGUGUUGGUGCUGGUUCCUUUGGGACAGUACAUAGAGCUGAAUGGAAUGGAUCGGAUGUUGCGGUAAAAGUGCUAACAGUCCAAGAUUUUGAUGAUGAUCAGUUGAAAGAGUUCUUAAGGGAGGUUGCAAUUAUGAAACGUGUUCGUCAUCCCAAUGUUGUUCUCUUCAUGGGAGCUGUCACGAAACGUCCACAUCUAUCAAUAGUUACAGAAUAUUUACCAAGAGGAAGUCUGUAUCGCUUAAUCCACAGGCCAGCAUCAGGAGAAAUUUUAGAUCAAAGGCGGAGGCUGAGGAUGGCAUUGGAUGUGGCUAAAGGCAUCAACUAUCUUCAUUGUCUUAGCCCCCCUAUCGUUCACUGGGAUCUCAAAUCUCCAAAUCUCUUAGUUGAUAAAAAUUGGACCGUAAAGGUUUGUGACUUUGGCCUGUCAAGAUUUAAGGCAAACACAUUUAUCUCUUCAAAGUCUGUUGCAGGAACCCCUGAGUGGAUGGCACCUGAAUUCCUUCGGGGAGAACCCUCAAACGAAAAGUCUGAUGUAUAUAGUUUUGGAGUCAUCUUGUGGGAACUUGUGACUAUGCAACAGCCAUGGAAUGGACUUAGCCCUGCCCAGGUUGUUGGUGCCGUAGCUUUCCAGAAUAGAAGGCUUGUGAUUCCACCAACCACAUCUCCUGUUCUGACAUCUCUAAUGGAAUCAUGCUGGGCAGAUGAUCCUGCUCAGCGACCAUCCAUUAAGAGCAUCGUGGAUACGCUGAAGAAAAUAUUGAAGUCGCCCACACAGGUGAUUCAGAUGGGAGGGCCGUAAAGGGGACAUCUUUCAGUUUUUUCCCGUCAGGUUGCUAACUACAUAUAUUCAGCGACUGUCAGGUACAAGAUCUUGUAUCGUCAACGGUCAAGAAAAAAGAUUAGGAAUAGUUUGGCUAUUCUUGCUUGAUAGAAAUAGUUGAGCAAGGAAGCAAAUGAUAGGUAUAGUGCCAAUAACGGCAAAUGAUAUCUCUCAGCUAACAUGUGCCAUAUGAAUUGUGAAUAAUGAAGCCAUUCUCAUAAGUCCUGGGUUUUUGUUGGCUUGUUUUGUAGAGCCGAUUUUAAGGACACUGAAAUCAGGUCAGAAACUCGAUUCUUAAGUAUAUGGCUUUCAUUACAACUUCUAGUUAGAUCCCAUGCAAUUACGUCCAAUGCUUCUUUGUAGUACCGCUCGUGUGCGACCAUUUGCAUAGAGUGCAAACUUUUUUACAAAUUUUAUGUGCGCAAAUUAUCCUCCAAACAAACUUCCCAUAUCUACCCAUCCAUCUUCAAUAGUAU